AUAUUAAUUAAAUUUUAAAUUAUUUUAUAUAAUUUUUACUUUUUAUAAUUAUUAUUUCUAUAUAUAAUUAUAUUGUUUUUAAAAAGUACAUAAAUUUUUUUUUUCUAAAUAUAAAUUUUUAAUAUAAAUGCAUUUAAAUACAACAAAAAAAAUAAAAACGUCAUGGAAAUGUCUCAUUGGAUUACAAAAUUGUUCCUAGUUUUAUUCUUAUUGGAUUAUACAAGCGCCGGUGUCAAAGAUGUACCAAUUCACAAAAUGGAAGCUCUGACCGGGGAAACCAUUUAUCUUCCAUGUAAUGUGAGCACACAUGAUGUCGGUGAUGAUAUCGUUCUUAUAUUGUGGUAUAGAGAGGAUAAAGGUACACCAAUUUAUAGUGUCGAUAUCAGAGUUGGUGAUUUAAAAGCUGCCAAACGAUGGUCAGAUGAAUCCGUAUUUAGUAAUAGGGCAUAUUUUUUAUUCGAUAAGGAUCCAGGUGAAUUAGCUGUACAAAGCACAAAGGAAUCAGACAGUGGUGUAUAUAGAUGUCGUGUUGAUUACAAAGUAGCUCAAACAAGAAACAGUAUAGUUAAUUUAACAGUGAUAACACCUCCUGAACGUAUUAGCAUUCGUGAUGAUUCUGGUAUUGAAAGAUCCACAGUAGUUGGGCCAUACAGUGAGGGUGAUGUUGUUUCACUGAAAUGUGAGGUUUAUGGAGGUAAACCAACACCCAGUAUUAGUUGGUAUCGUGAUGGUAUACCAGUUGCAUCAGAAACUAAUAUUGUGCCAAAUGCACGCUAUGUACAAAGUGAAAUUUCAUUAGGUCCUCUUGGUAGAGAGGAUCUUAAAUCAAGACUGACAUGUAGAGCAAAUAAUCAUCCAAGAGCAACUCCAUUAGAAUCAAUUGUUGAAAUUGAUAUGAAUUUUGCUCCAUUAAACAUAAAACUGCUGGGAGCACACCAACCAUUAUCGGCAGGACGUAGAUACGAUCUUUUAUGUCAGAGUUCUGGUUCAAGACCACCCGCUGUAAUAACAUGGUGGCGAGAUGGACAACGGUUAGAGGAAACUAAAGAAACGACAUCCAGCGAUGGAAAUCAAACAACAAGUACGUUGUCAAUAACACUCAGUAGAUCGGAUGCUGGAAAAUAUUUAUCCUGUAGAGCAUACAAUCAAGCUGUACCAUCUGAUCCAUUAGAAGAUGGUUGGAGAUUAGAUAUACAAUAUAUUCCAGAAACAAUUGUACGAUUGGGUACAUCACUUGAUCCAAAUGCAAUUAGAGAAGGAACAGAUGUCUAUUUUGAUUGUUUAAUCACAGCACAUCCUAGUGUUUAUAAAGUUGAAUGGCGACAUAAUGGACGUCCGCUUCCACAUAACAUUUCACAAGGUGUAAUUAUAAGUAAUCACUCUUUGGUGUUGCAAGGUGUAUCAAGAGCCACAGCUGGUAAUUAUUCAUGUGUGGGUCAUAAUGCUGAAGGUGAUGGCAUAAGUCCACCAUUUAAGUUAAAUAUUUUAUAUGCACCAACUUGUAUGCCAAAUCAACCUCGAAUUUAUGGUGUAGCUAAACAAGAAGAUGCUAAAAUUAAAUGUAUUGUUGAUGCCAAUCCACCAGAUGUUGAAUUCAAAUGGACAUUCAAUAAUUCAGCUGAAAGCAUAGAUGUAGCAACAAGUCAUAUAAGUAGAUCAGGCACUUCAUCAACUGUCACAUAUACACCGGUAACAGAAUUGGAUUAUGGCACCUUAUUGUGUAUAGCUUCAAAUAAAAUUGGUCGACAGAAAGUUCCAUGCGUAUUUCAUAUUAUAGCAGCUGGUCGGCCUGAUCAGGUACAUAAUUGUACAUUAACCAACAUAUCAAUGACAUCAUUAACUAUUAAAUGUACUGAUGGAUUUAAUGGUGGUUUACCACAAUCUUUUAUGCUAGAAGUUAAAGAUUUACAAUCACAUGAAAUAAAGGCAAAUGUUACAUCGCCUAUACCAAGAUUUACAGUAUCAACUCUUUCACCUGGAGGUCACUAUAUUUUAUCAAUAUAUGCAUUUAAUUCGAAAGGUAGAUCUGAUCCAGCAAAUAUAAAUGCAGAUAUGCUUAAGAUGCCUGAAAAACAGCUGACAUCUGAAAAAGAAAAACCUCAACAAGCUUUUUUAUUAUCGCCCGUACUAUCCUUAACAAUAGGUUUAACAUUAGCUGUAAUGGUUGCUGGUUUUGCUGUGAUUUUAGCUCUACGCAUUCCAUGUAAAAAUUCAAGACGUAGUCGAAAAGAAUUAUCAACAGACAAUACAUCAAGGGAUGGAUCACCGGGACCAAGUGAUAAAAGUACUGGUAGCAAAGAAAUCGAUGGUAAUGAAAGUGAUGAAAAAAAUCCUGAUAUUAUACCGGAAACAAUAGAUUCAGAUGAUCAGAUCGAUUAUAUAAGAAGACGCCAGCAUAUAUCUACAAUAGAUACAAGUAGUCCAACUAGAGGUCUUUUAUCAUCUGGUACGCCUCCACCUCAAAAGUACAAUUCAUCUGGUAUGACAUUACAUACAUCCCACAAUGCAAUGGGAUAUUGUACAUUACGUAGCGGUUCACAACCGCCAGUUUCUGUUGGAAAUGCUGCUGCUGCAGCAGCUCUAUCAAUGAAUCCUGGACCACCUCAUAUAUAUUCAAAUUCAGUAGCAUCAUGUACAUUACCACGUCAUCCUAGUAUGUGGCCUGGUUAUACGGGUACAAUAGCUGGUGUAAGGCAUAUACAAGCACCAUUAGCUAGUCUACAUCAAUUAUCACAACAACAAUGCCUUCAGCAAGCAAAUCAACAACAACAGCAUUUACCACAACAUCAUCAAGAUUUAAUGACAUCAUUUCCAACACCAUCAACAAUAGCAAUGCAACAUUUAGGUCAAAAUCAAAGGCAACGAAUUUGUGUUGGUGGACCACCAUUAACAAGCACAAAUAUUAGUAAUAUUAAUUUAAAUACAAGUUCAGGUAGUGGUAACAGUGGUGUUGGUAUUAUUAAUAGUAAUUGUGGUAAUAAUAGCAGUAAUAAUAUUGGUUUAGGUUUAACAUCAACAACUGGUAUUAAUAAUAAUACAAAUGGUCUUAAUGUUGUUGGUGUUACAACAAUAUCAAAUAAUAUUGUUGGUCUUGCACCAGGUACUAGUAUUACUGUCGGUGGCAAUGGUGGUCUAUUAUCAUCAACAAAUAGUAAUGGUAAUGGUAGUGGUUUAUCUGAAGAUGAAGCAUCAGUUCAAACACCAUUAAUGAUUAAACGUGAAAGUACUGUAUGACUAUAGGAAACGCACGGGGUCGGUGAUACGGCCCUGUGAUAAAAUUUUUUUUAAAUAAAAAUAAAAUCGUUUUUUAUCUUUUUCUACUACUAUUAAUUUUUUUUUUGGUUUUCGUUU
Messenger RNA from Condylostylus longicornis, 3351 nucleotides. It is a transcript of the gene side-VII, whose product is annotated as hemicentin-1. The transcript has 16 exons. NCBI's taxonomy places the organism in Eukaryota, Metazoa, Arthropoda, Insecta, Diptera, Dolichopodidae. Bases 163 to 3234 code for a protein of 1023 amino acids. Gene Ontology annotation, molecular function: protein binding. The record is from RefSeq and is a predicted model, not a curated record.